Messenger RNA from Verticillium dahliae VdLs.17, 858 nucleotides. RefSeq lists its product as uncharacterized. The transcript has 4 exons. NCBI's taxonomy places the organism in Eukaryota, Fungi, Ascomycota, Sordariomycetes, Glomerellales, Plectosphaerellaceae. The record is from RefSeq and is a predicted model, not a curated record. The coding region runs from base 1 to 858 and encodes 285 amino acids.
AUGAAGUCCUUCAUCACCUCCUCCCUGGCAGCGGCCGCCUUGUACACGAGCGCCGUCGCCGACCCCAUCCAGAACUGUCCCAAUGGCAACAGCGGCGUCUGCUUCCAGGUCGCUGUACCCGAAUCGGCAGCAUCAGCCGGCACCGGCAACCUCUACUUCCAGAUCUCAGCACCAGACUCGUACGCCUGGAUCGGCCUCGGCACCGGCACGCGCAUGUCCAACUCGAACAUGUUCCUCAUGUACCAGGACGGCAGCGGCAACGUGACCAUCAGCCCGCGCCGGGCCUCGGGCCAAGUCAUGCCCCAGGUCACGACCAACGGCGCUCAGCUCGAGCUCCUCGCCGGCUCGGGCGUCAGCAACGGCGUCAUGACCGCCAACGUCCGCUGCUCCAACUGCGCCUCUGGCUCAUCCACGCCCGGAUGGCAGAUUACCGCCUUCAUGCUCAUGUGGGCGGGCUUCGGUCUCGGCGUCGUCUACGGCAACGACCACGGAUACCUUUUCAAGCAGACGCACACCAUCCUCGGCACCGUCGUGUGCGUGCUCCUGGUCGUCCAGCCCUUCCUUGGCUUGGUGCACCACAUGCACUACAAGAAGCACCAGAUGCGCGGCGCUGUCAGCCAUUCGCACAUUUGGUUUGGUCGCAUCGUCCUGCUCCUCGGCAUCAUCGACGGCGGUCUCGGCAUGCAGCUCGCCUCGUCCUCGACAACGUGGAUCGUCGCCUACUCGGUCGUCGCCAGCAUCACGACGGUGCUGUAUGUGCUCGCCAUCUGGCUCAAGUCGAGGCGGACGGGCGGUCGCAGGAAGGACGACCUCAGCCUCGGCGGUUCGCCGGUGCGCGAGUCGCACGAGAUGAAGUAA